CACCAUUAGUGUUAAGGUAUGUACUUUAUUAUCUGAUUUUGCCAUUCAGAUCUGAGGUGGCAACUCACCUACAAAAGAGUUUUAGGGGCCAAAAUGAUCCCAAUGCCAUGGCUGCUUAAGACAACUGAGUUGCCACUGAGACCAUAGGGGAUUUUGUCCAUGGAAACCAUCUUGGAUUUGAAAAGCUGUCCUCUGUGAUAUUUGGGAUAGUUACUGGUGGUGGUAACUUAAAAACAGAUUUCACAGGAAGAACAAUCCAUUAGCUGUUGGAUAUAGGGUGGGGAAGACAUACCCAUAACUAGAAUGGGAAGACAUUGUUAAUUUUCCUCUGGAAUUGGAAUGAAAAAUUAUUGUCGCUGCAGAAAAAUGUAUAGCUUGAUUCUGCUUAAUAGAGCUUGAGCCAUAAUAUUCUGACACACACACGGUCCAAACAUAUGUCCAGAGCCUGACCCCUCCUUGCUCCCCCGCUGGCAGGGUUUUGGACCAUAGUGAGGCAGCAUGCUUGUGCAUUGGUGGAACGCAGGGGAACAGAGGAAAUGCCUAGUCAUUGACUGUUUGUUCUCCAACAUUAAGCGCAUCAUUGACAGGGAGUGGUGACGAGUGGGAAGAAAUGGAGGCAAAAUAUAGGAGAUCCAGAUCUUUUAAAAUGUCCUGUCCCCUCAGCUCCUUCAUGACCAUCUCCUGUUACAGCUAAGGGAAGGAAGGGUCAGAUAUGUUUCUCUCCCUCUUGUUUUACAGCAUGUAUGAGAUAAAAUGAACUAUCCAGUGCCUUAAACAAUUGCCAAAAUUUCCUGAGUGCCUAAGUGAGACUCUUAAAUCCAUGUUUAGCGACCUAAAUAUAAAAGAAGCCUGAUUUGCAAAGAUGCUGAGCACUUGCAGCUCUCAUAGAAGUCAGUGGGAGUUGGACCAGACCCUGAGAGAGAAAUCAUAAAAGGAGAAAUACUUCCAGUCUGACUAUUGAUCACACUGUUUCCUUGCCAAGCACGCAGUCUUUGGCAAGUGUCCAUUAAGCUGCAGACAUGUCCAUCGAAACAGAAAUGUGCAAGUGCCAUCACACAGCCUGUUUAUUCACAGACACAGAGCAAAAUCAAGAUGACAUCUGCAACAAUUCAUUUUUGAUCUUGUGCAUGUUUGGCAGCUCUUUUUGUGCGCAGAUAACUUCUGAAUCCGCUUGGGCUUCAGGAGGCGUAUCAGAUGUUAAUGCCUUGAGGGACAUGACAACAUACAUCAGUUAGUUUCAUGACCCUUGUCACCAACUUCCUUGCGGCUAGAUUUAUUUUCUAAACCGUUACCCAUGCGGUGGAAGUGGCCCUGAUAUUAACUUGCCUGGGAGAAAACAAAAAGCUGUAGAAAGUAGGACCUUUUGUCUUUAAACCAGCAUCAUGCUUUUACUGCUUUUAUAUAGGAGGCAUUAUUUUUCCAGUAGCACUGUUAACCUUUUUCUUUCUUUCUGAGUAGCUUUUCAGUCAAUCAGCCAGUCAAGAUAUCUCUCUACUCAGUUGCUGAACCAACCUCAACAUGUUGACAUGCAAGAGAAGUUCCACACCAGAGUCUGCGAUUGCUGCUCAAUUGGUUGCUUCUACUUCUGACCCUACUGCUCGCGGGAAUGUUACCAUGUUCACACACUAUACUGCUGGAACGCCACGUCAAGGACAACACUCGCGGACCAAGACAAGGAAACCCAAUUUUAGUCCACAGGAGACUGAAGUGCUUGUGCAGAAGGUCACCAAACACUACCAGCUACUUUUUGGGGCUUUAAGGGGGACCCCUGCCAAGAAGCACAGAGUGUGGAAUAAGAUCCUACAAGCUGUCAAUGUUCUGGGUUAUUGCAGGCGGGAUAUGGGGGAUCUGAAACACAAAUGGCGAGAUCUCCGUGGGGUAGUGAGGAAAAAACUUGGGGAACAUCAGAGAGCUGCAGCUGGAGGAGGGCCACCACAGUCCCUUGUCCUCACUCCAGUGGAGCGAAAGGUAGCAGAAACAUUCUCCACUCAAACCAUCCAAGGAGAGGGUCAAGGAGUUGACACCUUGAGAAAUGAGGAGGAGGAAGUGCCUGGUUGCACAUGGGUGCCUUUGAGGACUAUUGAAAUGCCUAUGCAAGCUGAGACAGAUGCGUUAGAGCAGCGGGGGGCACUGCACACCUCAGUUUCCUCUCCCUCCCCACCUUCCUCCCCACAGAGGCAGCAGCGGGCUACCUAUGGGAGGCGGUCAUCCCAGACUGCCCGGCAUCCUAAGCGGAAGUACAAUGUCUCAGAGUUUGAGAAGCAGCUGAUGGAUGCCCAUCUCCAGCAAAGCACCCUCUUGUCCUCCUGGUACCAGCAGCAGAGCUCCCUCAUGAUCCAGCAGAACCUCAUUUUGGAGAACUUAGUGGAACAGAACAAGAGGCUGGCAGACAACGUCGAGUCACUCAACCGGACGCUGGAGAAGCUGGUCGACUACCAGCAGCCACGCAGGGAGACAGUACAUUUUGUGCAAGACUGCACCUCUGGGACUUCUGCCCGUCUGCCCUCCCGGAUAGCCAGUGGCGAGUCUGUGGGGCAGUCAGGGAUCGAGGUGUUCUCGGGAAUGAUCUUGAAAGUCGAAGAGGAGAUCUAAACAGAAACACAGACUCUUCUCAAACACCAUUUUCAGAGUUUUUAAAGACCAUUCUCUAAAGCAAAUACUUUUUAUGAUGGGUAAAAAAUUCCUCGUGUUUUGUAGGUCACGGUAAAUGCUACAGUAGCUCUUUUUUUAGUGGGUCAAGAUUCUUGGGUAUAUUCUACACAUAGCCUUUUUUGGUUGCCCAAUAUGGGACAGGAUAUCAUUCUUUUUUAUAACCAGCAGCGCUGUCCAUUUAUGAGAAACAAUUUUGUAUCGGUUCUUUUUAUUGUGAAAGAUAUUUUUCUUACAUAAAUCCAAAACAUAUAAAAAUAAACUCUGUUCAUAUUUA
Messenger RNA from Chrysemys picta bellii (western painted turtle), 2926 nucleotides. Lineage: Eukaryota; Metazoa; Chordata; Testudines; Emydidae. The record is from RefSeq and is a predicted model, not a curated record.